Pichia membranifaciens NRRL Y-2026 is the source of this 1831-nucleotide messenger RNA. RefSeq lists its product as hypothetical. Bases 52 to 1722 code for a protein of 556 amino acids. The transcript has a single exon. Gene Ontology annotation, cellular component: MICOS complex. The record is from RefSeq and is a predicted model, not a curated record. Lineage: Eukaryota; Fungi; Ascomycota; Pichiomycetes; Pichiales; Pichiaceae. Gene Ontology annotation, biological process: cristae formation.
AACAGGUUACAAGCCACAUAUAAAACUUCACUGUAUAGUGCAAACACCGCAAUGCUUUCUGCGUCCGCAUCGUUGUCUACUGCAAGAACAAACAUGGCAAGGAGAUCACCAAAUCUUGCCAGAGCCAGAAACGUACUGAUGAAGAGUAACCAACGCCAAUACCAAAGACACUACUCAUCCGAGGUUCCAAAGGAGCCUAAGCCAUUUUCAUUGACCAAGUUUAUUUUCAAGCUGUCGUUGUUGACAGCAGGAAUCUAUGGUACUGCUGCGACGGCGGCUUUGCUAUAUGAACCAUUACAGGAGCCAUACCUUGAAUACUUCCCAUACGGUGAACAGGUGAUGGACAAGAUUGAUUAUGCCUGGAAGCAUAAACAAGAAGUAAAGGAUUUUGACUACAAAAAGUACUACAACACCACUUACUCACAGGUGGCCUCUUCCAUCAACGACACUGCCGCAAAGGUGGGUCUCGACGACUACAUCAAUAUCCCACAUAAAGGAAUUGAAUCAAUUCCAGUGACACCAUCUACUCAGCAGAAAUUGGCAGAGGACAAGAAAAAGGAGGAGAAGUUUUUAGUUUUGUCCAAUUCUGAUGCAAGCAAAGAAAAGAAAAUCACCCUUCCUUCGAUUUCAAUCAAGUCUGACGAUCCAAGAAUCACCAACUUGGUUGCCUCUUUGAACAGCCUAAUCUCCGAGUUCAACUCCUCCAAAAUUAAUGAGCAGUCGAAUAAAGUUAUUGAAAGCAUUGUUUCUAGCGUGAAUGAGCUUUCUUCUAAGUUUGAUAACAAAGAAAUCAAUGUCUUAGCAGAGGAAAAAGUUGCUUCAAUCAAGCAGAAGUUAGAGCAAGAAAAGACCAUUCUUGUUUCGAACUUGGCUAAGACUGCUGAGCAAACAAAACAAGAAUUGGAAGCAAAGCACAGGGAAGUGCUGUCCAAGGAAAUUUCUGAAACUGAAAAAACACUUGCUUUAGAAUACGACAACAAGUUGAAAAAGAAGGAGUUGGAUUUGGUUGACAAGUUCAGCAAAAACGUUUCUUCUAGGAUCGAAAGCGAGAGAAACAACAAAUUGAAAGACUUAGAAAUUUUAUCGAAGAGGAUCGAUGAAAUAGAGAAGUUUGAACUUCAACUAUCGAAAGUUGCCACCUCAUACACCACUUUCAAGGAGGUCAGAAAAUCAAUCUCGAAAGUUAGAGAACUACUCAACUCAAAUGUUUCCUCUAACAUCCGUGGUGAAAACUUGGUUGCAGAAAUCAACAACUUAAAAGAACUGACCAAACCUUUAGACAAUGACUUGAUCAAUGUCACCCUUGAAUCCCUUCCAUCCGAGAAAGAAUUAUUAAUAAACGGUGGUGUGUUGACACAGGCUCAAAUUUUGACUAGAUGGGAGCUCUUGGCUCCAGAGUUGAGAUCUGUCUCCUUAUUACCUGAAAACCCAGGUAUUUUGGGAUAUGCUUCCUCUAAGAUUUUCUCCAAAUUUCUGUGGUCUAAAUCUGGUGUUCCAGUCCAGAACGAUAAUGAUUUAAUAGGCAACGAUGUUGAAUCCGUUAUUGCUAGAGUCAACAAUCACUUGCAAAAGAACCAGCUCGAUAAUGCUGUCGAAGAAGUCACCCACUUGAAGGGUGUUGCUAGAGAACUUGCAAACGAUUGGUUAGUUGAUACAAGACGUAAGCUAGAAAUUCAAUUCUUAGUUGACCUUCUUUCGACAGAGGUAAACAUAAGCGCAUGAUUCGAUGAUUGCCCACCACUUUUAUAAUAUCAUACAUACAUACAUACAUACAUAUAUAUAUAUAUAUCUUGUUUCUUUCUUUAUAUAGCUUAUAUCUGCUGACUAUUAU